This is a messenger RNA of Drosophila bipectinata, 1413 nucleotides long. RefSeq names its product Odorant receptor 85e (gene Or85e). NCBI's taxonomy places the organism in Eukaryota, Metazoa, Arthropoda, Insecta, Diptera, Drosophilidae. The record is from RefSeq and is a predicted model, not a curated record. Gene Ontology annotation, biological process: detection of chemical stimulus involved in sensory perception of smell; sensory perception of smell. Gene Ontology annotation, molecular function: odorant binding; olfactory receptor activity. Gene Ontology annotation, cellular component: plasma membrane.
AUGGCCGCAGGUCGGUUUUAUGGAAACGCUGAUGUGGAUAUCAGGUACGAUGUUAUCCUGGAUCCCGUUCGAGAGUCUAACUUGUUCCGGCUCCUAAUGAGACUACAACUGGCGAUGGGAAUUGUACCGACUCCACGCCUGCCAAUGUGGUGGCCAAAGUGGCUCAAAUCGGUGGGAGUGGGCUUGGCCCGAGGCUAUUGCUCCAUUGUGAUUUUUACGUCGCUGCAUCUGGGAGUUCUCUUCACCAAGACCACGCUAGACGUCCUGCCCACGGGCGAACUGCAGUCAAUUACUGACUCCCUUACCAUGACAAUAAUAUACUUCUUUACCGGGUAUGGAACCAUCUAUUGGUGUGUCCGCUCCCGACGCCUACUCGCCUAUAUGGAGCUUAUAAAUCGGGAGUAUCGCCACCAUUCGCUAGCCGGGGUGACCUUUGUGAGCAAUCACGCUUCCUACAGGAUGUCACGAAACUUUACGGCGGUGUGGAUAAUGGCCUGCCUGCUGGGCGUCAUCACGUGGGGAGUGUCUCCUUUGAUUCUUGGCAUCCGGACACUGCCACUACUCUGCUGGUAUCCCUUCGACGCCCUAGCUCCGGUCACCUAUACGGCGGUGUACGCCACUCAGCUGUUUGGUCAGAUCCUAGUGGGCGUGACCUUCGCCUUUGGCGGAUCUCUGUUCGUGACCCUUUGCCUGCUGUUAUUGGGCCAGUUCGAUGUGCUUUACUGCAGCCUGAAGAACCUGGAAGCCCAUGCAAGGCUUCAUUCUGGCGAUUCCAUUAAGCAUUUGAGUGUAUUGCAAGGUGAACUGUUGCUGGAGGACUCUACCCGAGAGGUCAAUCAGUAUGCUUUCCUUAAAGAACAUCCCACGGACUUGUUGCUCCUCCUUUCGGGUUUCGGGAGAACUGAUCCACAAAGCCUUGACAAUGUCCUCCACAAAGGCUUAAAGGAGUGUGUCCGACUGCAUCGCUUUAUACUACACUGUUCCAUGGAGCUGGAGAACCUCUUUAGCCCAUAUUGCCUGGUCAAGUCCUUGCAGAUCACCUUCCAGCUCUGCCUCCUCGUAUUUGUGGGUGUCUCCGGGACCCGUGAGGUCUUGAGAAUAGUGAACCAAUUGCAGUAUCUGGGACUCACCGUAUUCGAGCUCCUUAUGUUUACCUACUGCGGGGAGCUGUUGAGCCGGCACAGUAUUCGGUCCGGGGAUGCCUUCUGGCGCAGUGGGUGGUGGAAGUACGCCCACCACAUCCGCCAGGACAUACUUAUUUUUCUGGUCAACAGCCGACGGGCGGUUCACGUUACCGCCGGAAAGUUCUAUGUAAUGGAUGUGAAUCGAUUGAGAUCGGUUAUAACACAGGCUUUCAGCUUCUUAACUUUGCUGCAAAAGUUGGCCGCCAAAAAGGCCGUACCGGAACUUUAA